CACAGCAGGCGCCUGAGCCUGGCGUGGCGACGCUCUAGCAGUCGUUACUCAGUGGUCGACCUGCGGGCCCCGCGGCCGGUCUGCAACUGUACUGUGCUUAGGCUAAUGGGUGAGCGCCAGCUGGCUCGCGCCCUGGAGGCAUGUGAUGGCCAAGCUCCCAAAGCUCGCAGUUUUUGAUCUGGAUUACACGCUCUGGCCUUUCUGGGUGGACACACACGUAGACCCUCCGUUCCACCGGAGCAGCGAUGGAGCUAUACGAGAUAGUCGAGGUCAGAGUGUCAGGCUGUACCAGGAGGUGCCUGCUGUUCUGGACCGAUUGCAAGGCCUUGGGGUGCCGGUCGCGGCCGCUUCACGGACAGGUGAAGUAGAAGGGGCCAACCAGCUACUGGAGCUCUUCGGCCUGGUUAGAUACUUUGUUCACCGGGAAAUUUAUCCAGGAAGCAAGGUUACACAUUUCGAGAGGUUGCAUCAGAAGACUGGAGUUCCUUUCUCGCAGAUGAUCUUCUUUGAUGAUGAGAAGCGGAAUAUUGUAGACGUCACCGCACUGGGUGUUACUUGUGUGCACGUCAAGAAUGGAAUGAGUCUUCAGACCCUAACUCAAGGGUUAGAGAUGUUUGCAAAGGCCCAAGUGAGGCCCUGAAGUCCAGCCCUGUGGAUGAGCCUCAGCAGAUGCCUAAAACUGAAAGGAAAUCAAGAAGGCAUUCGUAGGUGCAUCUGUACUCUAUUAAAGUGUACCAGUGUGUGACAGAAAAGAGCUUA
Cavia porcellus (domestic guinea pig) is the source of this 759-nucleotide messenger RNA. It is a transcript of the gene Mdp1, whose product is annotated as magnesium dependent phosphatase 1. Bases 146 to 640 code for a protein of 164 amino acids. The record is from RefSeq and is a predicted model, not a curated record. Gene Ontology annotation, molecular function: acid phosphatase activity. NCBI's taxonomy places the organism in Eukaryota, Metazoa, Chordata, Mammalia, Rodentia, Caviidae. The transcript has 6 exons.